AUGACUGUAACUAUCUAUCUAUCUAUCUAUCUAUCUAUCUAUCUAUCUAUCCAUACAAGGAACAUGGAUCGGCCAAGCUCACUUGGUCGACUAAGAAGAGGAUAUCAAUUUGGAGUUUACCUCAGAAAAGAAUUGAUUUUGAAAGGGACGAUAUGGAUAAUUUAUUUGUUACAGUUAACAACAGCUUUAGAUCCCCGAAACCGUAUAAUUUCUGGUUGUUAUGGAGAUAGCAUCACUAUAUCUUGUCAAGAUUCUGAUGAGAUCAUUAUCGUCAAUAGCCUUAAAGUUGGCAGCAAACCGUUACGUUUAAAUUGCAGUGUAGAUCCAAAACCCAGUGAUUGCUGCUCAAUGGACAGCGACAAUGAUUGCAUUUUCGACUAUGAGAGCAAAGUGUCUUCGGAUAAACAUGAAUUUCGUUUAUGCCAAGGGAAAAAGCGGGAAUGUCCCAUGAAAGUAAUAUGGGCACAGAACGACGGAAAAUGUUCCAGCAGUAAAUACGAACGGACUACAAAUUACAUGGUGGCUAAUUAUACAUGCGCAAAAAAUAACAACGUGGUGGAUAUGUGUGGACCAUCGGGGUCUUCGUCAAUCAUUUCCGAUACGACUAUUCAUCUACGGAAUUAUCUUUAUCCAAACUUUGUUCAAAACAGCAGGAACUGUUUGUGCAACAUCACUACAUUGAAUAACCAAAAAUCACAUACACUUCGAGUGAAGGCUGUUGAUGUGCUUUUUAAUUGCAGUCAAUCUUUGGCCUUCUCCGACCAAACAAUCCUCAAGAAAGUCACGUGCGAAAAGGCUUUGUACGGUCUUUCCACCAUUUAUGCAUCAAAAGGCACCAAGCCAGAAAUCCACAUGAGGUACCAAACAGCAAAUGAAAGUAGUAUUUUCCUAUGGGUAGAGGUAUCAGUUGACGAACCUGAAAAUAAUAGAAUCCAAGUGACAUGCCGGAACAUGAGCGAGGAAUACCGGAUGCCUGUUGAACUAAGUGAAACGACUGACUCCGACGGCACCACAAGUAAAGGUACAGCUAGCACUAUUCAUACGGCUACUCAGCAAGUAUCAACAUCAGCAUUAUCUUCAUCAUCAUAUUUGGAAGAGAAAGGGGGGAUAUCUAUAAAUGACCCUAAACUCAUUGGUGGCGUCACUGCCGGUCUCCUACUCGUCGCAACGCUCGUCAUUGUCCUGAUUUUUGUUUGGAAACGAAAACGAAAUGGAAGUGGAGGUGCCCAGCCACUAAGAUACUCCACAGACACAAAUCCUUAUGAUAACUUCAGCGACAAUCCAGCAUUUGAAGAAGCUAUCUACGACACAAUACCAGAUAACCUGGGAAGUUCUGGGAAGGUAGCACUAUCAGAUAAUACCCAGACUGAUAGCGUACAGAAUCAUGCUUAUGAAAGCCUGAAGAGAAACGGCAAUAGCCAAUUUCCGAAUAAAAAGGAGGGGAUGCAUGGCAGUGCAAGUGGUAGUGAUACGUCUUUACCGAAAGAACCUGCUCCUUUGCCCCCGACCCCUGAUCUUUUUAGACGGUUACCUUCUCUUCCAAAAGAAGAAAGCAACACACCAAACAAAGUAACAUCACCAGAAACAUUCAAUGUUAUCGAUGAGACUGAAAGUGCUCGGACUUCCACGCAAACCAUCUUAGAAACGCUUACUGCUUCAGAUCCCGACUUAUCAUCAAGAGAGUCGAUACCUAAUGUCAUUUAUUCUUUGUCAAAAUCAGACCCAAUGAGUAAACAAACUGAACCCAAGGUAAUAGAAAUCGAUGAAAACGACACUAAAGAAAAAUUCAAAGGACCCCUACUACACACUGAGAACCCACAGAUGGACGCUGAUGCUGAGAAUAAAACGUCAGCGGCAGGGAGUGCCUCUUCAUCGAGAAGCGGUACGGAGAAAGUUCUUCCAGGUCCUGCCAUUUACCAUGACACUGAAUAA
Messenger RNA from Acanthosepion pharaonis, 1932 nucleotides. Lineage: Eukaryota; Metazoa; Mollusca; Cephalopoda; Sepiida; Sepiidae. The record is from the annotation of a GenBank genome assembly.